UAAAACGUAGACUAAGAUAAUCACGAUUCAUUUCACACCCCAAAAUUCGUAAAUUUUUUACGCACCGCCUCUCCUCGACACCCGAAACUCCCGAUGACGAUCCCAAAAAGAAGAAUGGAAGUAAAUUCCUUGCCGCGAAAUCAGAUUUUUCAAAAACUUUACCCGUAGCGCCCUAGUCGGAGACGAAAGGCGUUAGAAAACGCGCAAAUCGAGGGACCAGAGUGUCCGGCUUUGCCAGAGUUAGUCUACUUUGGUGUCAACAAGUUGGCGGACUUACAAUUCAGCCGUUUCGUAAGUGUAAACAAACUCGUACCGGAUUAAGAUGACCCAAGUCUAGAGAGAUGAGUCCGCUUAUUCAGGACAACCGUUGUCACGAGUGCAAGAAAUUGUUCUGCUGUUCGGACUGCCGGGAUCUGCACGAGGAAAACAAGCAUCCCAAACCUCCGGUGAAGAAGGACUGUCUUUUAUGUAAUUUUCAAAGAUUACCGUUGAAACGAUUCGCGGACGACGAUUACAUCUGCCAUCUGGUUAUCCGACAUUUGCCCUUGCAGUGCGUCCUCUGCGGUCAGCUGUACCGAACGAGUUCGGAUUUAAAAAAAUUUCAGACGUGUACGUUGAAAAAGCGAAGCAGAAAAUCGUCGUCGUUUUCCGUUCGCAAGGAUCAGGUGGGAAGAAUACCGGCGCAGGCCACGCCGUCGCCGAUCACCAAGACUGUCUCCUGUCCCUCGAACUCUGACAACGACUCGCCGAACGAGCAGAAUUUUCACAAUCUGCACAGCCUCACGUCACCGCCGGAACUGUUGAUCCGACACACCAGCACCCCGAUGCAAAUCGGAUUCUCCGGCGACAGAACGGGAGCUACUUUCAAAACACCGAAAGUCCCGUUGGCCUUUUCGCUGAAAACGCCGACCGCCAGUUUCUCCGGUAACAAAUUGUCCUCGAUACUGACGCCCGUCAACGACGACGGAACGGACGUUGGAGACGGCUCGUCGCAAAAUCUGUUUUACUCGGCAACGAGUCAGCUGACAACUUCACGGGACAGCAUCGGUAAAUCUGACGUGAAACGGGGGCUACAGACCAAUUUCGAUUCAAAGUCGAACAUGAACGGGACGGACACUCCUUCGAGAUCGUCGGUCAGCUACGCUCCCGCGAACGGAUCCGGCUCCGGCUAUUCCAGGGAAUUUUUCAGGACCAAUUCCGGCCGGAGUCUGGAAGUGAUGGAGGAACAAGAGGAACAGGGCAGCGUUGACAUGGAACUUACCACGCCUCUCGGGGGCCUCGAAAAAUUCCCCGAAACUCCCGAUCCCGGUACCAGCAGCGGGACGAUCGCCGAGUGUCCCAAGGAACAGCCGAAAAAAGUGAGAUUUUCCGACGAGCAUCGGAUCGUCGCCGACUGUACGACGGAUCCGACGGUCUCGGACAGCGAGGAAUUCUACGAGGCCCCGGAGAUACCCGGCGAAAAAUCGAGCCACUCCGAGUCCCGGUUGAUGAUGAAGGAGAACGAGGAGAACUCCGACAAGGAGAAUCUGGAGAACCGCGAAAACUCCGAGGAUUUCGUAAGUCCGCCCCCGAGUAAUCCGUCGCCGAGUUCAUCGCGCGUCGUCAUGAUGCUCGUCGUAGAGAACGGCUACAAGGUGUCCUCCUCGGACUUGAUGCCCAUCAUAAAUUCGAGCUUGAAAAAACUCGAGAGCGUGACGACCAGCGAAAAAUUGACAACGUCGAUCACCAGCGUUUCCGGUCAGUCCGAGAACGGAACCGGUGGUAUCGUGAGGUCCGUGUCCUCCGUGGACAGUUACACGACCUCUUCGACCUUGGAUUAUUACUCGUCCCCCGCUGCGGACGUGGCGCUGUCCGUGCCACGCGCUCGCGUCGACCCUCCGGCACUGUUCGGGCGGAACGCCGGCGGAAUUUUUUCCGCCGUGGCGCAAGCGAUGCGGUACGCCUUGGGCGGUCUCAACGGCGCGGGAUCUCCGAAAGGUAUUCCACCGGCCAGAGAGAUCCUUCGGCAGCAGCGAUCGCUCGAUCCGAACGGCCUCGAUCCUCGAGGACCUUCUCCCGGCAUGUCGGCCAUCGCCACUUCGCUACUCAGACGGCCGGGCAAGCGGUCCAGGGAUUCGAUAUACGACGGUGUGCAGCCUUCCCACCGUCCCGCGGGACUUCGGGGUCCUCGGAGCCCGUCGAGUCCCGUUGCCAAGAGACCGAGGAGCUGGCACAGGAUCAGAGGAAGGGAUCCGAUCGCAAGGAUGCGCAGGGACGAAUCGUCCGAGUCGAGGAUCACCGGCGUUUCGUCGGAAACCCAACAGUUUCGCCAAGGAUCGCUUUCCGCGGGCGAUAAAAUUUUACCGCUACCUUCCAGGGCGCAUCAGUCCACCCAAACCGAAUGAAAAAAACGAAAACAGU
Molecule: messenger RNA, 2400 nt
Organism: Athalia rosae (coleseed sawfly)
Lineage: Eukaryota; Metazoa; Arthropoda; Insecta; Hymenoptera; Athaliidae
Exons: 3
Coding region: 342-2384 (680 amino acids)
Source: RefSeq, a predicted model, not a curated record